GUCUCGUGGCCUCAAUUCCAUCACUCGGUCUCCGUGUGCGUGUGGCUGCCGGCCUGCCGGCUCGUCUCGUCUCCUCCGGUUCGGUUCUCGCGCCGUGGAUAAGCCACGGCCAUCGGACGGAGGCGGAGGGGCAUGGCGCGAUCAGGAGCCGUUGAUCGGACCAAUGACGUGCGAACGGGUCGGGUCUUAGCCGUCGGAUGGAGGCGACGGUGUAUGGGUGGGAGGUAGGUAUAGCCGUCGGUUUUCAACCGGCGUUCGCGCCAACACGGCAGCGUUAAAAGCUACCGAGUACUAGACUCCAUGAGUUCUUGGUCCAGCUCAAGGAAGGCGAUCGAAGGCUAAGUACGCGCUAGCGAGUGUGAGGUGUUGACAUGGACGGAUCGGGCGGUGAUGGGGCUCCGGCGGCGGCGGGCUCCGGCACCAGCCUGAGCGACUACCUCGACGGGCCGGACGCCAUCCACCUGCGCGCCGCGUCGCUCGCCAUCGUGCGCUCCGGGGCGGCGGAGGGCGGCCCGCGCGUCGUUGAUGGGUCCGGAAGGGCGGAGCGGAGGGCGCGCUCGCCGCGCCGCCUCUCUCUGUCGUCCUGGCUCGGGGCGCGUCCUAGGGCUCCGGCUGGCGAGAAGGUGGCGGCAGUUGUGGAUUCGAGGAGCCCAGUUUCCGCCGCGGAGAUGGAGGGUAGUAAAAAGAGGCCGUCGGCAUGGAGGAGCUGGAAGCCGGUGCGCGCGCUGUCCCACAUCGGGAAGCGCCGCGCGGGGUGCCUGUUCUCGAUCGAGGUGGCCGCCGUCCGCGGCCUACCGGCCUCCGUGGAGGGGCUCCGCCUCGCCGUCACCGUCCGCAAGGCGGAGACCAAGGACGGAGCUGUGCAGACCAUGCCGUGCCGGGUGCGCGACGGCGCCGCGGACUUCGACGAGACGCUAUUCGUCAGGUGCAACCUCUACUUCACCGGCGGCGCGGGCACCGGGAAGCCGCUGGAGCUCGAGCCGCGGAGGUUCGUCGUGUCCGUCAUCGCCAUCGAGGCUCAGGCUCGGGGCGUCCGCCUGGGGACGCACACCGUCGACGUCACCUCGCUCGUGCUCGACUCCGUCGAGAAGAGCUCCGAGGGACGCCGCGUCAGGUGGUUCGACAAGACGUUUGCACUCUCCGGCAAGGCGGCCGGCGGCGAGCUGCUGCUCAAGCUGGGGUUUCAGCUCAUGGAGGACGCAGGGCUCAGCCUUUACACGCAGGCGGAGGAGAGGGAUAUGUCUCCGGCCGCUCGCGCGAGGGCUCACACCAAGAAUUCGUUCAGUAUCUCAAGUACUACGCCCAAGCUUUCGGCAUCCGAUGCUGCCAUCUCACCUUCCAUGAGAGCUUACAAGCAGCUAGUUAACAGGAUUUGCAUCGACGAGAAUGAAGAUCCUGUAACGUCUUUAAUGCCUCGGAAGCCCGGCGACGACGAGCUUUCCGCAGCCACCACCGAUGCUGGGGACGUGUACAGCCUCCCGGAGUACGAGGUGGUGGAGAAGGGCGUCGAGACGGUUAAAGAAGUUGUCCGUUACCAGGCCCACCGCGACGUGCUGCGGGAGCUCGACUCCAUUGCGGAGCAGAUCGAGGCCAUCGAGGCGUUGAUGACCAACGGCGGGAAGAAGUCGCCGAACGCGGUGGAUCGGCAGCAGCGCCUCGACGCGGAUGAAGAGAUGGUGACGGUAGAGUUCCUUAGGAAGCUCGACGUGGACGACGACAAUAAGAAGCUCAAGCAGCCCGUGACGCUACGAAGCCAGUCGCCGAGGAAGGCGGCGACUCCGCCCGUGGUGCCUGACUUGGGGCGGAGCCUCGGCCCCGCCGUGCAAACGCGCAACGGCGGAUUCUUGGUUUCCAUGAACCCGUUCGACUUGCCGCUGGGGAGCGGAGAUGGUCCCCCGAAGCUCGCCAUGCAAGUGUCCAGGCCGUUCGUGCUGCCGGGCGCCAUGGCCGCCACCGGGUUCGACGUGCUGCAAAAGAUGGCGGUGGCGGGCGACGCCGACGAGGUGCGCCGCAAGGUGGCGUCGCUCGGGGACAUGGAUAACCUUACGGGGAAGACGCCCGAGCAGGUUGGUUUCGAGGGCAUCGCUGAGGCGGUCAUCGGUGGGCGGCGCACCGAUGAGAUCGCGAGCUCGACGGCGGCACGGUCCGUGCGGCUCGUCCGGAAGCUCGCCGCCGCAGUGUCCGAGGGCCGGAGCGAGCGUGUCGCCACGGGCAUCUGGAGGGUGAGGGACGACCCGGAGACGCUGGAGGAGGUGCUCUCCUUCUCCCUGCAGAAGCUGGAGGCCAUGGCCGUGGACGCACUGAUGAUCCAAGCCGAGAUGGCUGACGAGGACGCGCCGUUCGAUGUGGCGCCGGCCGCGGGAGACACGAGCGUGUUCGACUCCCUGGUGCCCUCCGACCAGUGGUCCGAGUCCCGCGGCUCGGACGGCCGCGUCACGCUGGUGGCGGCCAUCCAGCUGCGCGACCCGUCGCGGCGCUACGAGGCGGUGGGCGCGCCGAUGGUCGCCGUCGUGCAGUCGGCCAGGAUGCUGGGCGCAGCCGGCCACAGCGCCGGGAGGUUCAAGGUGCGGAGCCUGCAGGUCGGCGGCGUGCAGAUGAGGUGCCCCGCGUCCGGAGCCGGCGGGAAAGCGAGCUGGGGCGCGGAGAGGCAGAAGCUGACGGCGACGCAGUGGGUGCUCGCCCACGGGCCGGCCCGCGCCGGCAAGAGGGCGACGAAGCCGACGGCGCCGGCGAGGGCGAGGCUGCAGCGGCCUGAAGUCGUGUGGAGCCUGUCGUCGAGGGUGUUCGCCGGGAUGUGGCUCAAGACGAUGCGCAACCCGGACGUGAGGAUUGGCGCCGGCCGCACGUGAGAUCAUUUGCAGACUGCAGCGUGAGUACGUGCAUGCGCGCUUCGAGCUAGAUUGCAUGGUAUUUCAUAGAUUUCAGCGGUACACAUAUAUGUAGAUGCGUAACAUCAGGGUAGAAUUUUGGUGCAAAUAAGUUGGUGCAAACGUGUAAAUAGUAAAUGUCACCUAUCUGAUCAUCAUCCGAAGGUGUUGAUAAUACUAUCUCACCAGUAGCAUUCAGAUGAGGAUCGGGUAAAUGAUAUUCACUGUUUGCACUCAUUUGUCAGUUAGGUCUUCAUGUGAUCAUUCAUGUUGCUAUGGCUUGGAUCAAAGCCUGAUUACGCUAUUGUUUCGAUAAGAGAUUGUCUCCUAAUCCAGAAUAAAAAAGAUUGGAAUUGUC
Molecule: messenger RNA, 3225 nt
Organism: Phragmites australis (common reed)
Lineage: Eukaryota; Viridiplantae; Streptophyta; Magnoliopsida; Poales; Poaceae
Product: protein PLASTID MOVEMENT IMPAIRED 1-like
Exons: 2
Coding region: 372-2849 (825 amino acids)
Source: RefSeq, a predicted model, not a curated record